Messenger RNA from Nicotiana attenuata, 1720 nucleotides. Its product is annotated as glutamate--glyoxylate aminotransferase 2-like. Lineage: Eukaryota; Viridiplantae; Streptophyta; Magnoliopsida; Solanales; Solanaceae. Gene Ontology annotation, biological process: biosynthetic process; photorespiration. The record is from RefSeq and is a predicted model, not a curated record. Bases 103 to 1524 code for a protein of 473 amino acids. Gene Ontology annotation, molecular function: pyridoxal phosphate binding; L-alanine:2-oxoglutarate transaminase activity; glycine:2-oxoglutarate transaminase activity. The transcript is spliced from 14 exons.
CUUCUUUUCUUAUCGACGAACUCAUAUUGUUCUUCUGAUUUUGAAUUCCUUUGUUCAAGAGCUAGAGUUGUUGAGGUUAAGGUGCUGCUAUAAUUGUUUAAAAUGACGUCUAAGCCGUUGGACUAUGAGAAUCUGAAUGAAAAUGUGAAGAAGUGUCAGUAUGCCGUCAGAGGUGAGCUCUACCUUCGAGCUUCUCAACUUCAGAAGGAAGGAAAGAAGAUUAUAUUCACAAAUGUAGGUAAUCCCCAUGCCCUUGGACAAAAGCCGCUGACAUUUCCGCGCCAGGUUAUUGCACUGUGCCAAGCUCCAUUUUUGCUGGACGAUCCUAACGUCGGACUCUUAUUCCCUGCUGAUGCAAUUGCAAGGGCUAAACAUUAUCUUUCAUUGAAUUCUGGAGGACUAGGCGCUUAUAGUGACUCCCGUGGGAUUCCUGGUGUAAGGAAAGAAAUUGCAGAUUUCAUUGAGAGACGUGAUGGAUAUCCAAGUGACCCAGAACUGAUAUUUCUAACAGACGGUGCCAGCAAAGGCAUAAUGCAGAUCUUACAUACCAUCAUUCGGGGGCCCAACGAUGGGGUAUUGGUCCCGGUUCCACAGUAUCCGCUAUACUCUGCUACGAUAUCAUUGUAUGGGGGUUCUCUUGUUCCAUACUAUCUUGAAGAGGCUGCAGACUGGGGUCUUGAUAUCAAUGACCUUCGGCAAUCUAUCAGACAAGCCCGAAAGAACGGAAUAACUGUACGCGCAAUGGUGAUUAUAAACCCUGGAAAUCCUACUGGACAAUGUCUUAGUGAAGCAAAUGUUAAACAAAUUUUACAAUUCUGUUACCAAGAAAAUUUGGUAUUACUUGGAGACGAAGUCUAUCAGCAAAAUAUUUACCAAGAUGAGCAUCCUUUCAUAAGUGCAAGAAAGGUUUUAAUGGAUAUGGGUCCACCCAUAAGUAAGGAGCUUCAGCUCGUUUCAUUUCAUACGGUCUCUAAAGGUUAUUGGGGUGAAUGUGGACAGCGUGGUGGAUACUUUGAGAUGACCAACAUUCCUCCCAAGUCUGUCGAAGAGAUAUACAAGGUUGCUUCGAUAUCGCUCAGUCCAAAUGUACCUGCACAGAUAUUUUUGGGAUUAAUGGCAAACCCCCCUAAGCCUGGAGAUAUCUCGUAUGAUCAAUUUGUGAGAGAAAGCAAAGGCAUCCUUGAGUCACUAAGGAGGAGGGCACAUAUAAUGACUGACGGUUUCAAUAGCUGCAGAAAUGUUGUUUGUAACUUCACAGAAGGUGCUAUGUAUUCCUUCCCACAAAUACAAUUGCCUCGUGGGGCGAUAGACGCUGCAAAGAAGCUCGGGAAAGCUCCUGAUGUUUUCUAUUGUCUCAAGCUGUUGGAAGCAACGGGCAUCUCUACUGUCCCGGGUUCAGGGUUUGGUCAGAAGGAAGGGGUGUUCCACCUAAGGACAACUAUCUUGCCAGCUGAAGAAGAAAUGCCUUCAAUAAUGGCUAGUUUCAAAAAGUUCAACGAUGAUUUCAUGGAGCAAUAUGAAUAGGACAGAGGCCAUUCGUUUAUGCAAAAGCUGUUUUCGAUCUUUAUUUUAUAUGUUGGCUCUCUUUUUGUCUGAUGAAUUCUUUCUCAAAAAGUUACUGUAACAAGUUAAACGUAAUUUAAGUGUUUGAAAGCCUUCUGGCCAGAAUUAUUUGCUUUUUGCAAUAAAACGGUUUUUUUACGGUAAUUUUUCAGAUUAA